Molecule: messenger RNA, 1681 nt
Organism: Pelmatolapia mariae (spotted tilapia)
Lineage: Eukaryota; Metazoa; Chordata; Actinopteri; Cichliformes; Cichlidae
Gene: atxn7l3b
Product: ataxin 7 like 3b
Exons: 9
Coding region: 247-852 (201 amino acids)
Biological process (GO): positive regulation of DNA-templated transcription; regulation of transcription by RNA polymerase II
Cellular component (GO): DUBm complex; SAGA complex
Molecular function (GO): transcription coactivator activity
Source: RefSeq, a predicted model, not a curated record
GGUAAACACUCGGUUGGAGUUGGUUUAGAAGAGCAGAGGAAGCAAUCGCUGGUGGGAACUCGUGUAGCGAUCGAUUGCUCCUGCCUGAUCUCUCUGAUGUAAAGAUGGGUGCCUGCCGAAACAGGUUUUAAAACGUUGGGAAGUGACUCCCUGGCAGUGUUCAACGUGCAGUUCCCUGUUUUGGCCAAUGCUUGCUGCGCUACAGCAUGACCACAGCAGUGUCUGCUCAUCUGGUAGUUCUGGCAAAUGAAAAUGGAGGAGGUUUCAGUGUCCAGCCUGGACAACAGCAAGCUGGAGGCCCUAGCUCAGGACAUCCUGUCUGACCUGGUGGAGGAUGCAUGCCUGGGACUUUGCUUUGAGGUCCACCGGGCAGUAAAGCAGGGCUAUUUUUUCCUGGAUGACACGGACCAAGAAAGUAUGAGGGACUUCGAAAUUGUGGACCAGCCAGGACUGGAUGUGUUUGGCCAAGUGUACAACCAGUGGAAAAACAAGGAGUGUGUAUGUCCCAACUGUAGCCGGAGUAUCGCUGCCUCACGCUUUGCUCCACACCUGGAGAAAUGUCUGGGGAUGGGACGUAACAGCAGCCGUAUAGCCAACCGCAGAAUAGUCACUGGUAACAACACCAACAACAAGUCAGAGAGUGACCAAGAGGAUAAUGACGACGUCAAUGAUAACGACUGGUCUUAUGGGGCAGAAAAGAAAGCCAAGAAAAGGAAAUCUGAUAAGAAUCCAAACUCACCAAGAAGAUCCAAAUCAUUCAAGCAUAAGAACAGCAUGAUGGGUCCCAGACGUCGCAUGGACAACCAGGAGAGCCCGCGCAUGCUGAUGAAAGACGAGGCAUUCUCUCAAUAACACAAACACACAUUCUCUCACCAUCGUGUGUGCGGAGAUGCACACAGAAACACGCUCACGGGACGACCAACAACACUUCACCUUUGGUUCUUUAUGUUGUGAAAUGAAUGGACGUUGAUGGUUAAAGGCAACGUUUGUGGUGUUUGCUGCUCUGCAGAAGCAGUUCAGAACUCCCAACCUUAUACUUGACAAAUUUAUUUUUAUUCAGAAAAUCAUUGUACCAACACUUGUUUUGUUUUGUUUUUUUAAAUAAUUUUCUGUAGUUAUCAUUUUCGACUGAUACUUGUCACCAAAUAUGAUUUCACUGCACAGAUGUAAACUGCGGUGUAAUUCAUUCAGAGACGGUGUACGCUUACAGUAUUUUUUUUUUCUUUUCAUAAAAUACAGAAAUGAUUACACAAUGGAUGUCCUUAUAUUACCUCACAUUUUACAAUCUCAUUCUUUGAAAAAAAAUAAUAAUAAUGUCAGACAAUCAUUGCUAAUGGUUUGUCUUAUUUUCACCUUUCACUGUCUGAAUUUCUCAAACAGAAUUAAAAGACAAGCAUCUCUGUCGUUCACCUGUGGAAACUUGUUUCACAAUGUUCAGGGCACGAACUCAAGUGUAGAAGCAGGUAUUUGGUGCAGAAAACAGGUUUCUUCAUUUUUCUUUUUUUUUGGUGGGAUAGAGUUGCUUGUUUUCUAGCAUUGAAAUAUGUCUUUGUAUCAUGUGUUUACAUUGUAAAGGGUUACAUAUGUCCUUGGUGUGAUGUGAUAGUGUAAAUAUUCUAAUAGUUGAAUUGCUGCUAUCAUGGCUCAGUUUGUUUCAUCUGUCUAGCAAAAUAAAUGAUUU